AUGGAGAAGCCAACCUUCGCCAGUGACAUCCAGUCGGAUGCCAACCUGGGUGACUACGAAGCGCCCCUCAAAGGGGAGAUGGAGCUGAAUGUUGGUGGUCGUGGAGCUACGCAGCGUCGCCUGCGGAAUUACCAGGUCACCAUGAUCGGUUUCUGCAGUGGAAUUGGAACUGGUCUGUUUAUCGGAACUGGCUCUGCCUACGCGAAAGCUGGUCCAGCUGGGUUGCUACUCGCGUAUAUCAUCGUCGGCAUGGUGUUGUGGGCUGUCAUGCAGAGUAUCGCCGAGCUGGCGACUGUCUUCCCUACUGCCGGAUCCUUCCCUCACUGGGCGACUCGUUUCAUCGAUCCAUCCGUCGGUUUCUCGCUCGCCAUUUCCUACGGAUACUGUUAUACUAUCGCAAUCGCCUCGGAAACAUCUGCAGCCGCCGUCAUCGUUUCAUAUUGGACAGACAUAACGCCAGCCAUGAUAAUCAGCAUCAGUUUGGUGUUGAUUUUAGCGAUCAAUCUCAUGAGCGUACGUUUCUAUGGUGAAACCGAGGUUAUUGGUGGUGCCGUCAAGGUUCUUUGCUUCUUGGGCUUGGUGAUCGUGUCUAUUGUCAUCACAGCUGGCGGUGGUCCGAAUGGCGAGACUAUUGGCUUCCGAUUCUGGCACAAUCCCGGCCCGUGGACAGACUACAAUGGUAUCACCGGAUCCGCUGGGCAUUUCCUUGGAUUUUUGUCAUCUUUCGUCAAUGCCUCUUUCAGCUUCAUCGGUGUUGAGUGCGUCGUCAUCACCGCUGCUGAAUCUGUCGACCCUCACCGUGCCAUUCCCAAGGCUGCCCGUCGCGUGACCUACCGCAUUGCCUUCUUCUAUGUCCUCGGCGCUCUGCUCAUCGGCAUCAUUGUCAGCCCCAAUGCCCCGGGUCUCACCUCUGGCUCUGAUAACGCCAACAGCUCGCCUUUCGUCAUUGCCAUCAAGGAAGCAGGCAUCAGCGCCUUGCCGUCCAUUGUGAACGCCUGUAUUCUCAUCGCCGCUUGGUCUGCCGGUAACUCAUACUGCUGGGUUGGAUCGCGCAUGAUCCUUGCCAUGACAACCGACCACCAGCUUCCUCAGUUCUUCGGCCGCUGCACCAAGAAAGGUGUUCCGUAUGUUGCCGUUAUCACCGCCUGGCUGUUUGGACCUCUGGCCUAUCUGAGUCUUGGAACUGGUGGUGCCGCACAGGCAUUCACGUGGCUGCUCAAUUUGAGUACCGUUGCUGGCUUGAUUGCAUGGGCCUGUCUUUGCUUAUGCUAUAUCCGUUUCCAUGCUGCGAUGAAGGCACAGGGUGUUUCCCGAGACACUCUCCCUUGGAAGGCACCACUCCAGCCCUAUGCCGCCUGGUUCGGGUUCAUUGGAUCUACCAUCAUCACUCUAGUUGCCGGUUUCCCUGUCUUCCUCAAGGGCAACUGGAACACAUCGAACUUUGUCGCAUCAUACAUUGGCAUUCCAAUUUUCAUUGUUCCGAUUUUGGUUUGGAAGCUCUGGCACAAAACCAAGUUCCAACGUGCCGCUACCAUCGACCUCUGGUCCGGCCGUCUCCAGGAUGGCGAAAUCAUGCCGCACAAGAACCCACGCAACACCAUGUGGGGGCGCUUUAUCGACUGGCUCGUAUAG
Messenger RNA from Penicillium maclennaniae, 1632 nucleotides. RefSeq names its product putative amino acid permease. Lineage: Eukaryota; Fungi; Ascomycota; Eurotiomycetes; Eurotiales; Aspergillaceae. The record is from RefSeq and is a predicted model, not a curated record. Gene Ontology annotation, molecular function: amino acid transmembrane transporter activity. Bases 1 to 1632 code for a protein of 543 amino acids. The transcript has 3 exons. Gene Ontology annotation, biological process: amino acid transmembrane transport. Gene Ontology annotation, cellular component: membrane.